UCGGAGGCAUCUGCCCAUCAUUCUCGUAAACUGUUGCUCCGCGGCGGGGGAAUUUCGAACGUCCGAGGUUCUUCCGAGUACACCCUCUGAAACUCAUUCGUUUUUCUUCUGGGGCAUUGUUGCAAACAAUAAUUCUUUUAGAAUUGGUACAGUGAUUCAUAAUUUGAGUCACUUUCGUUUGGCAACAGACGGACUGAGAUGGUUCAAUAUCCGAACACGUGUUGUUUUUAAGAUAUUAUCGUCUGCGCUUAAACCGGCUUCUUUGGAUGUCUGAAGUUCUGCCAAAGAUAUGCGUACCACCUCAUUGAGAAAUCUGUUGUUUCCAUAAUUACAUAAAAGAUGAUAUACCGGAGAGUAUGAAUCAACAGCAUAUACUUGCACUGGCUUCUACUGCUGACUAGCUUCCGACUGAAUAUACUUUUUCACAAGCGCUUGAUCCAACCCCAAUAAUGAAGACCGAAAACAAUCACAGGACUAUUAGGACUAGCUCCUCCAUCAACGACGCCUACGACAUGCAUGAAUCUCACAGCCACGAACCUCUAGUGGCCCAAACUUACAACCUCGAGAACUUCUCCAAGACCGUCGAGGACAAGCUUGAAGAUGAUGAAGAUGACGAUGACAUGGGUCUUCCGUGCGGCUGGGGCCCCCUCCAACCCUCCAAACUCCAGAAAUUCCGUUCAGCUAGAUGGGUCCUCUUUUGGCUAUGCUGGGCUGGCUUUCUCCAGGGGCUCAUCGUCAACGGUUUCAUCAAUGUCGUCAUUACCACCAUCGAGAAAAGGUACCAGCUUCGCAGUACAGAGUCUGGACUGAUUGCUGGAGGUUAUGACAUUGCCUCCUUUCUGUGCCUUAUACCUGUCAGCUACCUUGGUGGCUCAAGAAGCAAGCCAGUAUUCAUCGGUAGUGGUGUCCUUGUCCUGGCUCUGGGCUCCUUUGUCUUUUCUCUACCUCAUUACAUGUCUGGACCUUAUUCCUUCAGCCAGGAGCAGGAAGACAUGUGCUCUGCUACGAACAGUUCUGCGGACUGCUCUGCAGAUUCGGUGUCGUACCUAAACCAAUACAAAUACGUGUUUUUUCUGGGACAGUUGCUGCAUGGCGCUGGAGCAGCACCUUUUUACACACUCGGGUGUACUUACCUAGAUGAAAAUGUACCCACCAAGAUGUCUUCUGUUUAUUUAGGCAUCUACUAUACAAUGGCCGUAAUUGGUCCUGCGGUUGGAUAUGUGAUUGGCGGACAAUUUUUAAAGCUUUAUGUGGAUGUUGGAGUUGACCCAUCAGAACUUGGCCUAACUUCCUCUAGUAGUGUUUGGGUAGGAGCCUGGUGGAUAGGCUUCAUUUUCACCGCCAUACUUGGAGCUCUUGUUGCCAUUCCUUUAACUGCUUUUCCUAAAACUUUGCCUGGUGCCCUGAGGAUAAAAGCCGAGAAAAAGACGGAAAUGCAUCAAAAACUUCAAAACAGUGAAGCUGUUCAAAGUGGUUUCGGAACAAGUCUCAAGGAUCUACCUUCGUCAUUUCGAUUCUUACUCACAAAUCCAACAUUCGUUUUCUUAAGUCUUGCUGGAGCUACAGAAGGAAUGCUUGUCUCUGGAUUAGCUACUUUCUUACCAAAAGUUAUUGAAUCUCAGUUUAGUAUAGCAGCUAGUUAUGCAGCAGUUCUUGUUGGUUUGGUGACUAUACCUGGGGCUGGAGGAGGCACUUUUCUUGGCGGUUACCUGGUGAAGAAACUUAACUUGCGCUGUGCGGGAAUCAUUAAGAUGUGCAUCAUUUUCUCUUUCAUCUGCGUCGGCCUUGUGUUCAUUUUCAUUCUUCAUUGUCCCAAUGCUAAGUUUGCUGGACUCAAUCAGUUUCUCCCGAAUAGCUCUGAUCAAUCAGGCGUCCCUAAAUUUCAAGGCACUUGUAAUGAGGCAUGCAACUGCUCCCCAAGACAAUACGACCCUGUUUGUGGAACUGACAACAUAGUUUACUAUUCUCCUUGUUUCGCUGGCUGCAAAAAUACUUAUCAACUACACAGUACAAAGGUUUAUGGUGAUUGUGCCUGCAUUGAGCAUGAAGGACGUAAUGUUACUAUAAAUGGACAAAACGUUGUGAUUCAGGCAUCUCGAGAGAAGUGUGUGAAUUAUUGCAGUUACAUGCCGGUCUUUCUUCUACUUAUUUUCCUUUCCAUGCUGUUCACGUUCUUAGUCAGCAUGCCAUCCCUUUCUGGAACCCUCAGAUGUGUAGCUGAAAGCCAAAAGUCAUUCGCUCUUGGUGUUCAAUGGAUUGCAGUUCGAUUAUUGGGCACUAUACCUGCUCCUAUCCUAUUUGGAUCGUUAAUCGAUGUCAGUUGUGAACUUUGGCAAGACACGUGCAAAGAACAAGGCGCCUGCCUAUUUUAUGAUAAUCAAUUCAUGAGCACGAAUGUUCUUAUUUUGGCCUGUGUUCUUAAAUCCCUGUCCUGUAUUUUCUUCUUCUUCGCUUGGCUGCUCUACUGCCCUCCAGGAGGCUCUGAAGAAAGUGCAGAAAAUACCACAAAAGUUGACAACUGUGACCCGAUGGAACUGAACCAUAAAGAAAUCAUCCCAACUGAUAAUUUUAAUAAUAAGUCAAAUUCAGAUGUUCUCAAAGAUAAAGUCACAAAUGGGAAUAUUAUUUGAAUCUUUAUUUCAAUCUCAAAAUGCAUGUCUUUAAUCUGUACUACAAACCCAUAGAAAAUGGGCAAAAUCAUAAGAAAAUAUGAAUGUUGUAUAUAAGUGUGAAAACAAAGACAGAUUUCUGAUUGGCAGUAGGCGAAGGGGUAUGCAGAUAGGUCAAUAAAUUAAUGUUAUUAGCCUAAUUAUCACAUGAAUAAGUUUGUAAAAAUUACAUAUUUUAUGCAUUAUAAAAUAUUAGGACUACAAUGUGUAUUUACAUUCAAUUAAUUAAAUAACUAUUAAAUAAAUUAAAGAUUAAUUAAUUAUUUUUUCAAAAAAAUAUAUUGGGAUGUUAAUCAUUCAUUCAUUGUUUAAGCUAUUUUUUGGUUGACAGGUCUUUUUAAAGUGAUUAUUUUUAAAGUUAAUGUAUAUUUGAAAUUUAUUAUUUAUUAUAAAUCUUUCAUGAAAAUUAAAUGCAUAUUUUUUCCUAUUAAAUAAAUCAUUAACUAAUAAUUGUGAUAAAUUUUCAAGAAUUUUAUUACUUUAAUUUUAAAUAAUUAACUUAAAAAUAAAUAAAUAAUAUCAUAUAUUUUUAUAGUAUUUAAAAUAAAAAUUAAAUUGAUUUACAAAUUUUGGAACUAAAUUGAUCAUUUAUUAAAUGAAGAGCAUCACGAUAUGAUUUGCCUAGGACUGUUAAACUCCUAAAUCUACCACUGCAUGGUCUGUAUCGCCAGAAGUAAUGUACUGUUGGAGAAAAUAUCUGUGAAUUGGAAAUACAAUUGAAUAAUUGCUAUAAUAGUGAGGACACUUGAAUGUGGUGACCUCAGAUUUAAAAUUCAUAAUCUUAAUUUCAUGUAUUGAUGUGAACUCUUUUUAUACAAUUAAAAUUUUUUAAGAGUUGCUGGCUCUGAUAUUGUUCCUUUAUCUAACCGUGGUUCGAAAUUAUAAGAUUCAUCAUAAAAUAUAUAUUAUUUUUCUUCUAAUAAGAUUGAACUCAACUAAAUCCUGUAGUGUGUUGCCGCUUCAGCAAUGACCUUGCAUUUUGUGGUGAUUUAUACCUGACUAGGUGUGUGGUAUUAUUCAUCCCUUAAACUUUGUAUCAAAAGUUACAAAAUAUUCUGUGUAUAAUGUAUACUUUUAUUCAGGCUUAGCAAAGCAAAAAAAUAUAUAUGUAUAAUCCUUGAUGUAUAUUAUACAUUGUACAUAGAGAAUUUUACCAUCAUGGUACAAGUUAAAUCACAUUGAGCUGUAAAUAAGUUACUGAAAUCAUAGUAUAUAUCAUUCAACAAAAUUUAACUAUCCUCAUCAAAAUUACACUAUUUUGCUCUAUGCAGAAAAUCUUUUAACCAAUGAAUGAAAACAGUGUCAUGAAUUACUAAUUGCAUCUAAUUUAUAUUUCUGAUGUCAGAGUUUCAAUUGCAGUAUUGAAGGUGUGAGACUCAAAUUUAAAGAAUAUUUGCCAUAUAUACUAUCGCCUUGGUAUCAAAUUUUUCCGGAUCAAAGAUUUUCCUUAUUAUGUGGAACAGCAAUUGGGAGAAAGAAUGUAAAUUUUUCACCGCCUAACCAUGGCUUACAAUUACUAUUUCAUCAGAAAAUAACCCUUACAUGGGUUUAAGCCAUGAUCUAAUUCAAUUAAAAUAAAUUAGCUCCUAUUGAUGUAAAAUCGAUUGAAAAUUCAAGAAGACAGUAGAUCGUAAUGAUUUGAAGGAGAAAUGGAUAUAAAGAUUACCAGCAAAAAUUGUCAGAUAAAUAUCCAGUUUUUAAUUUAGGUAAUUCGCUAUAAAUGAUAGUCAUAAUUUUAAUUUUAACAAAUAAUACAAAAUUCCUUUAUAUAAUUAAAAUUUGAAGUGUAGUUUAUUCUUUUUACCCAUAGAAAAACUAUUGAAUGAAUUGGAACUUCUAGUAUGGAGGUAUUGAAAUGUUUUGAGACACUUCUGUAUAUUUCUGAUAUUAGAAAAAUUUUUAAUGCUAUGAUUACGAAUCUUAAAAAUAAAAUCAUUAAAAUGAAAAAAUUCUUUUUCUCAACACAGGUGAAAAGAAUAUGUUUUAAAUGUGACAAAUUUGUUCAAAACUUUUUUUUUUUCAAAUUAUUUUUAAGCCAGAAGGUAGGACAUAAUGGUCAAAUACUCCCCCUCAAAAAAAAAAGUAAUUUUUAUUAAGAACUAUUUAAAUUAAUUUUAAAAGGUUUAUCUUAUUAAUUUUAGAAGGUUCUUUUAUCUCUGAAGUCCUUUGAUUGAUGAAUGGUAAAUUUUCUAUAUAUGCCAUUGUGUCAUUUUUAGCAAUAUAACUGCUAUAACCAGAUCAGUUUUGCUUGGAAAGUAUAUAUAUGUGUGUGUUCUUGUUUUAUUUUAACAUGAUAAUGUCUGUAGGUUGUAUUUUAUCUGUAAAUGCCAUGAUGCACUACGCUGGAAUACGAUGCUAAAAUCGUUCUAAACACUCCACUUGCCAAAACAUUGAACCUGGAGUUUCCAAAUUUUGCAGGUAGUUAGUUACUUCUUGGCUAGAAAGCACUAAUUAAAAAAGCGGAUUCUUUUCCAAAAUUUUUAUUCCAUUUCAAAUUAAAAAUUAAUCGAAACGUCAAUGUUAUUCUCACUAUCUCUGCAAUAUAUUAUUUCUCAGAAACUAAUUUUGCAUCACUAAAAAAUAAAAAUAAAAAAUAAUUAAAAACUUUUCAUUAAGACUAAAUCUAUUGCAGUUCAAUUUUUUUCACGUAACAAUAAAUUUAGAAAUAUUUUUAAGUAUAUUUUACAACAAUAUUUUACAUUGUUUCAACAGUAUUAAAUAUACUUUCUAUGUGCACAAAAUCACUGCUAUACAAUUCAGAAGUAAAAAUUUAAAAAAUAAUAUAAAGAUGAAUCGAACUUAAAGGCAUUAUCAUGUUACAAUGUUUUCAUUUACUUUAAAUAUGGUAAAAGAUUGAAUAUUUUAAAAAACAAACAGUAUUUUUAAUUAUCCUACUUAGAAUGUAGAAAUGACUCAACCCUGACUAUUAGUAUUUCAAAACAAUAUUUUAAUUAUUGAUUUUUAGCUGAUUUUUUUUUUGUUUAAAUUUUCCUUUUGUUGUUUUUGUUCAAAGUACCCAAUAUUUUUUUAUUUGCAUUUUCAUUCAUUCUUUUGUUCUUAUAUAAAAGAAUAUGACUGAUUAAUUCAAUGUUUUAACUGAAAAAUAUGUCAAAAUUAAAACUGCAACCGUAUUUCAAUAAAAUCUUGCAAAGCUUCGAAACAAAUUAUAAAAUUCUCUAUUGGUUUCUUAUAAGAAUUCGUCAGUGGUUCUUUAAGGUGAUCAAAUUAAGUGGUAAUUUCUCAUAUUAAAUUAUAUACCACAGGGUAAUUAAGAAUGAAUAUAGCGAUUGCAAACGGCUAUAACUAUUUAAUGAAAAGAAUUUAUCGAUAAGAUUAACACAUAAUAUAGACGUACUCAAUUGUAUAUAUACUUCUGAAUUAUGUACAUUCGUCAUAGAUGUUCUAUGUGACUUUCCUUGGUCACACGGACAACAGCUGGGCGGUAAUCCAUUUUACACCAUACAUUCUGAAGCAUGUCCGCAGUCACCGACGCAAGCGUAUUUUGAGUUCUUCAAUUGUUUUGGACAUGUGAAGCACAUACACCCUGUUUUUGUCAUAACCCCCACAGAUAAAAAUCGCAGGGUGUUAAGUCUUGGGGUUCUCCGCAUUUGGAGUUUCUUAAGUGUAACGCUGACAAAAUUUUCUCUGCACUGUGAUAGCAGAAUGGCAGUUGUUCAAUUCCAACACUCAGAAUGCUUUCUGCACGGGACUUGCCAUUUUCAUUAAUGAGACGCCUGCAAUGAACAGGUUUCUUGUCGUUGCGAAGUUACAACUUGCGCGUGCUUAGGCUUCCGCUUCACUGCACCUGCGCCUUACGUAAAGAAAUUUUGAAGUUCCGUCUACAGUCUAUGUUAAUCUUAUCGAUAAAUUCUUUUUCAUUAAGUAGUUACAGCCAUUCGUAAUCGCUAUAUUCGUUUUGAAUUACCGUGUAUUUCUGAAAGAAUAUCCAUGUAAAUAUGUCUAACUCUGUUAUUCUUCAAAUGUUUUCUGUGUUUGCAAAUGAAUUAAAUGUGCAUCAUAUAUAUAUAGCUGUAUAUAUAUAUAUUACAUUUGGAAAGCAAUUGUUUUGUACUUUAUUAUUAAAUUUCAUGGAAAUCAUUUAUUUUUAAAGUAAUAUUUAUUUAUUUAUUAUAUUUUUAUUUAAAAUGGGAAUAAGUUAAGCAUCAUUUUUUGUACUAGUUUUUCAUCUCAUCAAACGUCACUUUCAUUAGUUCAGCGAUCAAUAGUCUUAUUUAGAUUUUGUACCAUGGGUUUUUUUAUACAGUUUUAUUGAUCUCUUCAGCAAGUGUAUUUUCAAAUAAAAAUAAUUUUGUAUAUUUUGUAAAUAUCUUGUGGUUAUGGCAAUUGUUCA
Messenger RNA from Argiope bruennichi, 7020 nucleotides. RefSeq names its product solute carrier organic anion transporter family member 4A1-like. NCBI's taxonomy places the organism in Eukaryota, Metazoa, Arthropoda, Arachnida, Araneae, Araneidae. The record is from RefSeq and is a predicted model, not a curated record. Gene Ontology annotation, cellular component: membrane. Bases 450 to 2630 code for a protein of 726 amino acids. Gene Ontology annotation, molecular function: protein binding. Gene Ontology annotation, biological process: sodium-independent organic anion transport; transmembrane transport. The transcript is spliced from 11 exons.